AUGUCCUCACCCUCGGCAUUGUUCGAUUUGAACCAAGGGCGUCGCGACCUGGCGUCCCUACCCGCCGACUGGCAACAAAACAUUAGAGAGGCUUGGGAAGUCGUUGACCAACAAGGCCUCGGCUCCCUCAACGCGCGCGAGUGGCCAUUUGCCCUCCGCGCCAUCGGCUUUGACCUUGCCCGCACGGAGACCUACGCCCUCCUCCUCGCGCACGGCGUCCCGCCGCACGACCACGACCCGUCCCGGGGCCCUUGCAGCCCGUCGCGCCUGCGCAUGCCGCAGGAGCACUUCUCGGCCAUCGCCGCGUGGCUGCUGGUGCGCCGCGACCCGCAGGAGGAGGCCGAGGACGCGUGGAAGAUGUUCGACCCGCGCGGCACGGGGCGCAUCACCCUCGAUAGCCUCAGAGCUGUGUGUGCCGAGGUGAACAGCACCCUGAGCGAGGCGGACAUGAGGCGAAUGAUUGACAUGGCGGACAUUUCGGGUAAGGGGUGGGUUACCAAGGACGAGUUCAUCGAGGUCGCCAAGGGCGGGUUUGGACGCGGUUAG
Molecule: messenger RNA, 546 nt
Organism: Colletotrichum graminicola M1.001
Lineage: Eukaryota; Fungi; Ascomycota; Sordariomycetes; Glomerellales; Glomerellaceae
Exons: 2
Coding region: 1-546 (181 amino acids)
Molecular function (GO): calcium ion binding
Source: RefSeq, a predicted model, not a curated record